CAUUCAUUCCUGCACCUUCCACAAGCAUCCAAUUCAAAGUACCCACCCCACCUUCACUCUCUCCUAUUCACUUCCAUGAAAUGCUUUCUAUGAGCAAAAUUUCCCAUCAUCCUCAUUACAAUGGAGAUUAAGCUUUUCCUCAUCCCUUUCAUUCUAACCUCACUUCUAUUCUUCCUCCUCUACAUCCCCACCCAUCUCACCAUUUUCAAUCCAAGUUCAUCCAUCAUUCUCAGAAAUUCAGGAGAACAAUAUCCAGUUACCUUCGCCUAUCUGAUCUCAUCAGCUAGAGGUGACACAGAGAAACUGAAGAGAACCCUUAUGGCUUUAUACCAUCCGGGUAAUUACUAUCUCAUUCACGUGGAUCGUGAAGCACCUGAAGAAGAACAUAAGGAGAUCGCUAGGUUUGUGUCAAGUGUUGCAGUAUUUGUUGAAUUUGACAAUGUUUGGAUAAUUGGAAAACCUAAUUUGGUUAGUUAUAGAGGACCAACUAUGUUGGGUACUACUCUUCAUUCAAUUUCUAUUUUACUCAAGAUUGCGAAAUGGGAUUGGUUUAUUAAUCUCAGUGCUUCUGAUUAUCCAUUGGUUACUCAAGAUGAUCUGAUCCAUGCUUUCUCUGAUUUGCCAAGAGAUCUGAACUUCAUACAGCAUAGCAGUCAUUUGGGUUGGAAAUUUAAUAAAAGGGGGAAACCAAUAAUAAUAGAUCCAGCUCUUCAUAGCUUGAAUGAAUCUGAGAUCUGGUGGGCAAUCAAACAAAGGCCUCUCCCAACUUCAUUUAAGCUUUACACAGGAUCAGCUUGGACCAUAUUAUCAAGAUCAUUUGCAGAAUAUUGCAUAGUUGGAUGGGACAACCUGCCUAGAACCCUCCUCUUAUAUUACACAAAUUUUGUGUCUUCCCCUGAAGGGUACUUUCAAACAGUUGUAUGUAACUCGGACAACUUCACCAGAACUAUUGUCAAUCAUGACCUCCAUUUCAUAACAUGGGACACUCCUCCUAAGCAACAUCCUAGGUCCCUUCUUCUUAAGGAUUACCGCAAGAUGGUCCAAAGUGGUCGACCAUUUGCUCGUAAGUUCAAACAGGACGAUCCUGUUCUAGACAAGAUCGAUAUGGAGCUCCUUAAGAGACAUAAGGGCAAGUUUUCGCUUGGGGGUUGGUGUUCUGAGAAGCCACAAUAUGGUGUUUUGAAAACCGGUUCUGGUGCUAGACGGUUUAGGGCUCUGUUGAGUAAGCUGGUUUCACGUCGGAAAUUGAAUUUGAGGAAGCAAUGCAGAUAAUCUUGCAUUAAGUUCUUUCAGGUUAUACACAUGAAGAUGAUGAUUAUCAUAUUUCAUGUCUGCAUUGUUUGUGGCAUAACCCAUUUAAAACUGUUAAACUGUCACAUUCACAAUGUGACAAUAAUGUAAGAUAAAUAUGUUUGGUUCCUUUAUCGAAUGAGUUAAACCCUAGACAAAAAGAUUCAGUUUUUUUUAUA
This is a messenger RNA of Impatiens glandulifera, 1469 nucleotides long. Its product is annotated as beta-glucuronosyltransferase GlcAT14A. The coding region runs from base 121 to 1272 and encodes 383 amino acids. Gene Ontology annotation, cellular component: membrane. The record is from RefSeq and is a predicted model, not a curated record. The transcript is spliced from 4 exons. Gene Ontology annotation, molecular function: glucuronosyltransferase activity. NCBI's taxonomy places the organism in Eukaryota, Viridiplantae, Streptophyta, Magnoliopsida, Ericales, Balsaminaceae.